Messenger RNA from Lotus japonicus, 1175 nucleotides. RefSeq lists its product as uncharacterized. The record is from RefSeq and is a predicted model, not a curated record. Lineage: Eukaryota; Viridiplantae; Streptophyta; Magnoliopsida; Fabales; Fabaceae. The coding region runs from base 97 to 855 and encodes 252 amino acids. The transcript has a single exon.
AAGACAAUUGCACAUUUUUUUUGCUCACUUCAAUCAAUCCCCUCACUAAUUACAUUAUUUCUCUUUUAAUUGAGACUUGAGCAUUUACCAAACUCCAUGACUAAUCCAACCCCUGUUCGUUCAUGGUCACGCUUAACCUCUCUACGUUCUAUCCCUGCUCCAGAGUCACACCCUCAUUCAACACCACCAUCUCAGCCUUUAAAACCAACUGCUAGUGCAGCUGCCACUGCAUUUUCAGCUGAGAAUGUUGUUGCACCUCUUACUCUCUCUUUUAAAUCAUCUCCACCAAGAAAAACUUCCUCUCCACAUAACAAUACCAAUGGUACCAAAUCUCUACCAACACCAUCACCAUCACCCUCUUCCCCUGCCUUUCCACCUUCUGAAGUGAAUGUUAACCCUCAGAUUGAGCCUAAGAUACAGGUGGUGGAAGAAAGGCCAAAAACCUUGCUGGUUCACAAGAUCAUUAAUGAAGAGCAUAGUCUCAAUGGAAGUGGUUCAUUGCAGAAGAAUCUCGGCAAAAAGCAUUCAGAUUAUGAAGACUCUGGCAUAAGGGUCAUAACAAUUGCAGGGGAAAACAGAGGCGCUCACAUGAAUUUAAUCCAAUCUAGUAAGAAACCAAACUACCUGCACAAAAUGUACAAUUCAAAUAUGAAGGGCUAUGAUUAUGAAUCAGGGAAAUGUGGUAAUGGUGAAGAGAAUGCAAAUAAGAAGGACAAGAGUAAGAAAGCAAGAAAACCAUCUUCACCUCCCAUGACCCGUGUGUACAUGAACAGCAAUGUGCAGUGUGUCAACAACUCACUGCUGUUCAAAACUUCUUGCACCCAUCAUGAUCCAGGUGUGAAGUUCACUCUCUAAAAGAACUAAUUUGGUGAAGAGUUGAUUCCAUUUCAAAAGGAAUAUGUUGAUGGCAUCCGCAAUUGAUUUUAAGGUGGCAUUUGAAUUUAUUUUUAACCAUAUAGUAUGUAAGAUACUACUUAGAGAAAAUAAAGGCUUGCUGUGAGAUGGAUUAUGUUGUCCUCUGGGUUCGUGGACAACAAAAGCAUGCAUGAGUAGUAAUUAUGCAUGGGCUUUAAACCAAACAUUAUGUGACUGGAUCUGUUCCUGUGUGAAAGGAGUCCUCAAUUGGUGUAUUCAAUUCAAAUUUGAAUAAAAUAAUUAGUUACUUUAUGUUUUUA